Cryptomeria japonica (Japanese cedar) is the source of this 453-nucleotide messenger RNA. RefSeq lists its product as uncharacterized. The transcript is spliced from 2 exons. The record is from RefSeq and is a predicted model, not a curated record. Bases 1 to 453 code for a protein of 150 amino acids. Lineage: Eukaryota; Viridiplantae; Streptophyta; Pinopsida; Cupressales; Cupressaceae.
AUGUACGUUGAUCAACGAUGUGUUGAGCGCUCUUUUGAGGUUGGAGAUAUGGUUUAUCUUCGACUACAGCCAUACAGACAGUCUACUCUCAAGAAGAGUGGAGCUGAGAAGCUCAAACUUCGUUUCUAUUGGCCAUUCCAAGUCAUCAGAAAGGUUGGAGCAGUAGCUUAUGAGUUGGAGCUACCUUCGAGUAGUAAAGUGCACAAUGUCUUCCACGUGUCUCACCUCAAGAAGGCACUUGGACAUAAUGUUAUUGCUUCUUCACAAUUACCACCUUUGGACGAAGAAGGGCAGUUGAUUUUGAUUCCGGAGGAGAUUAUUGAUUCCAGAGAGCGUUCUUUGAGAAGAAGGACAAUCAAGGAAUACUUGGAUAUUUCACUGCAUCAGGAGAAGAGCGGAGUUGCGGAGCAGGGGCGACGGAUGAAGGAGCCACAUGUGCGAAAGAGGCCAUAG